Messenger RNA from Adineta ricciae, 1350 nucleotides. The record is from the annotation of a GenBank genome assembly. NCBI's taxonomy places the organism in Eukaryota, Metazoa, Rotifera, Eurotatoria, Adinetida, Adinetidae.
AUGACCAACAGUGAAGAACUUACUGUAACAACAACUUCAACGGCAAUUAUUGAUACACAUGCCGGUUCAAUGAAUGCCCAUACCAAAGCACUUCUUGAUGAUCCCAACUGGAAAGAAAAAUUGAAAUUACCACCUAAAGAUAAUCGUCCCAAAACAGCCGAUGUCACCGCUACCAAAGGACAUAACUUCGAAGAUUAUUGUCUCAAACGCGAACUAUUAAUGGGCAUCUAUGAAAAAGGCUGGGAAAAGCCAUCACCAGUACAAGAACAAUCUAUUCCAAUUGCCCUUACUGGUCGCGAUGUUCUCGCACGUGCAAAGAAUGGAACCGGCAAAACUGGUGCUUAUACGAUUCCAAUCAUCGAACGCAUCGAUCCAACGAAAAAUGUCAUCCAAGCCGUUAUUCUAGUGCCAACACGUGAAUUAGCUUUGCAAACAAGUGCCAUCUGCAUGGAACUUUCAAAACACAUCCAAUUACGCGUCAUGGUCACAACCGGUGGUACAUCUUUACGUGAAGAUAUCACACGUUUACAAGAAGUCGUGCAUAUCGUCAUCGCAACACCCGGUCGACUCUUGGAUUUGGUGAACAAAAACCUAGCUAAAAUCGACUCAUGCCGUGUGAUUGUUUUGGAUGAAGCCGAUAAAUUACUUUCACAAGAUUACAACCAUCUUUUGGACGAAUUGUUGUACACAAUGCCAACUGAUCGACAAGUGAUGCUCUUUUCGGCAACAUUUCCAUUGACCGUCGAUGAUUUCAUUCAUAAACAUAUGAAACAAGCAUACGAAAUCAAUCUUAUGGACGAACUGACACUCAAAGGUAUUACACAAUACUAUGCCUAUGUACAAGAACGUCAAAAGAUUCACUGUUUAAAUACACUCUUCUCCAAAUUACAAAUUAAUCAAUCGAUUAUUUUCUGCAAUUCAACACAACGUGUCGAACUUUUAGCUAAGAAAAUCACCGAACUAGGUUAUAAUUGUUAUUAUAUCCACUCGAAGAUGCGACAAGAACAUCGUAAUCGUGUGUUCCAUGAUUUCCGUACUGGUCUCUGCCGUAAUCUUGUUUGCUCGGAUCUGUUUACCCGUGGUAUCGACAUUCAAGCCGUCAACGUUGUAAUUAAUUUUGACUUUCCUCGUUUCAGUGAAACCUAUCUUCAUCGUAUUGGUCGUUCGGGUCGUUUCGGUCAUCUUGGUGUUGCCAUCAGUUUGAUCACCCAUGAAGAUCGAUUUGCUGUUCACAAAAUCGAACAAGAAUUGGGCACCGAAAUUCUCCCUAUUCCACGUCAUAUUGAUGAACAUCUCUAUGUUGCCAAAGUGUCCGCAAUCGAAUCAUCAUCCGAAGAACACCAACAAUAA